Cloeon dipterum is the source of this 1903-nucleotide messenger RNA. RefSeq names its product doublesex- and mab-3-related transcription factor A2-like. Gene Ontology annotation, molecular function: protein binding; DNA-binding transcription factor activity, RNA polymerase II-specific; RNA polymerase II cis-regulatory region sequence-specific DNA binding. The record is from RefSeq and is a predicted model, not a curated record. Gene Ontology annotation, biological process: regulation of transcription by RNA polymerase II; sex differentiation. Gene Ontology annotation, cellular component: nucleus. Lineage: Eukaryota; Metazoa; Arthropoda; Insecta; Ephemeroptera; Baetidae. Bases 47 to 1519 code for a protein of 490 amino acids. The transcript is spliced from 4 exons.
CACACGCCGCACGUUGCCGACGCGACGGACGGAGGUGCGGACGGAGAUGAGUCUGCCGACGACGACGACAGCCUCCGCAACGAUGGAGCAGCUCAACUCGAACCGUGACGCCCUGGCCCUGAUGUCGCAGCACCCGGUGCUGGGCGGGCUGCCGCCGGCCGCCUUCUUCCUCAGGGCGACCGAGCGGUACCAACGCACGCCCAAGUGCGCCCGGUGCCGCAACCACGGGGUCGUGUCGGCCCUCAAGGGCCACAAGCGCUACUGCCGCUGGCGGGACUGUGUCUGCGCCAAAUGCACGCUGAUUGCGGAACGGCAGCGCGUGAUGGCGGCCCAGGUGGCCCUCCGUAGGCAGCAGGCGCAGGAGGAAAACGAGGCUCGCGAGCUCGGCCUCCUCUACCCUCAGCAGCCGCAGCCGCCGAGCACCCCCAGCCCCGGCGAGCCAUCAGCGGCCGCCCCCGCCGCCUCCGGCAACGCGUUCCCCGGCGACCUGAGACGCUCGCCACCCUCGCCGCCGGCCUCUUCCUCCAGUGGAGGAUCAAAGAAAAGGGCGCGAAGCUCAAGCGAAGGGAACACCUCUGAAAGGGUGAAAUUCGAAGAGAACGAGUCGGACGAGGAGCACGGCGUCAACCUUAAGUCAGCCAGUGACCGCGAGUCACCUUUGCCAUGCAGCAAAUCGACCAAAUUGCUGCCAGUUAGUGGAGGAGAAUCAGAGGACUCCUCAGGCGGUGUCGACCGCGCCUCACCUGUGCGCAACUUGAGCGGCCGGGAAUCGAGAAGUCCUUCUCCAGAAAACCUUUGUCUGCCUAAAAACGGUGGGCCAGGGGCCAGUCCUCAGUAUCCUUCGUCGCCAGGCAAGGCUGUCGCCCCUCAAACCACAGGUUUUCCAUCGCCCUCUGCCAUCCAGCAUCAGCAUCUCACGGCCAUGUUUCAUCAACACCAGCAGCAGUAUCAGUCUGCUUUUUUUCUGCACAACUUGCAGCGCUCGCCGAUCGACAUCCUGCUGCGCGUGUUUCCCAACCGCAGGCGCUCGGAGGUGGAAGUGGUGCUGCAGCGGUGCAAGGGUGACAUCCUGCAGGCCAUCGAGAUGCUGACCAACAGCGCCGCCGCCGCCAGUCCGGCGGCCACGGCCGCCGAGCUGCUGCACCCGGCGGUGGCGCCGACGUCGCCCUUCCACGAGGACCUCAAGUCGGCCUUCUCGCCGCUCGCGUUCCCGGCCGGCCUGGCGGCGAUCGCGGCCGCGGCCUCCGGCUCGCCCGGCGGCCACCACCGGUACGGGGCGGCCAACUCGGGCGGCCGGCGCUUUCUGGCCGCGCCCUACUCGGGCACCGGCUACCUGCCCACCAUCAUCCGGCCGCCGCCCGACUUUUCGGCCUACGCGGCCAGCAUCGGGCUGAGCAACAGCGCUCCCUCGCCGCAGCACUCUGUCAUCGAUUACUUCGGCGUCGACGCCAUCGGCGUCAAGGCGGCCGCCUCGCCCGCCUCAAACGCUGGCUCGGACAAGACCUCCUACUCAGACUAGGCACAUUUUUAACAUUUUUUGCAUGUGUACCAUACAGAUAAUUAUGCCAGCGCCCAAGUCUUUUUUACUUUAAUUUAUACACACAAAUAUUUAUUUACUCUCGUGAGUUUUUCUUGGGCCUCAAUAUCCUUUCUCGCAUUUAGGAGUAGCAAUUGCAGUCCUAGAUGAACAAUUAUUAAAUGUAUAAAAUAAAUGUUCAGAAAAUCAGUGAAUGUGAAAAUGUAUGUCUUUAAAAGAGAUGAAAUCUCGCCAAUUAUUCAAUUUCGCAGCCGCAGUUGCUGAAUUAUAGAAGUCAUUUUUGCUAGUAUGAUAAAAAUGGCGUAGCGAACGAUUAUGUACUUGUGUAAAUAAAAAGUCUAUAUAAAGUGUACAUCAAAAUGGAGA